AUGUCAUCCAAAGCAUUACCUCGUAGCGUGACGCCGGUAGCAAGGCCCCAGCAGAUUAACGAAAAUCAGCUUCAGGCCAGCUGUCCCUUGGCAUCGGAAUACUCUCUGAGUGAUAUCAUCAGCUGGGAGCUACCGAGAGGCAGAAUACUCUUGGGCCAAGCGGCGUCUGUUAUCAAUGUUUCUGCCAAAAACAUAUUUGGUGGUCUUGACGAUAUGAUCUGUACCCUAGAGCAGCACAACUCCAAAUUAUCUUCUGAUCAAGCUUCACAUAAACGACGCUCAAGGCGACAAGCAGGUAUGGACCAGGAAGCUUAUAGCCGAAAUGCAUAA
Molecule: messenger RNA, 330 nt
Organism: Protopolystoma xenopodis
Lineage: Eukaryota; Metazoa; Platyhelminthes; Monogenea; Polystomatidea; Polystomatidae
Source: the annotation of a GenBank genome assembly